Molecule: messenger RNA, 3402 nt
Organism: Ceratosolen solmsi marchali
Lineage: Eukaryota; Metazoa; Arthropoda; Insecta; Hymenoptera; Agaonidae
Product: glutamate receptor ionotropic, kainate 2-like
Cellular component (GO): membrane
Molecular function (GO): ligand-gated monoatomic ion channel activity
Source: RefSeq, a predicted model, not a curated record
UAAAUAAUCGAAAUAAAAAUCUAAAUAAUAGCCGCAAUUGUUAUAGGUUGCCGCCGAGGUGAGCAUCAGUGAUUCCAUCGUCCCGGGAUCUAACAACCGUCGCAGCAUUGGCAGGGGUAGGAUGCUCGUACUAGUGGUGAAAUGUCGGUGACGCAAAAGUUUAUUCACUUGCGUGCGAUGUCAUAGUUAUUCCAUUAUUAGUGAGACAGCACACAAUGGCGCUACUAUUUGCCGUAAUCGUCAUAAUGAUCACCACGGCCAUGUCCCUGCCGCCGGUCAUUAGAAUCGGUGCAAUAUUUACAGAAGAUCAGAAGGACAGUCCCUCAGAGUUGGCAUUUAAAUACUCAGUUUAUAAAAUUAAUAAAGAAAAAGUCCUUUUGCCCAAUACCACUGUGGUGUACGAUAUCCAGUACGUGCCUAAAGACGAUUCGUUUCGAACGUCAAAGAAAGCUUGCAAGCAGUUAUCUCGAUCCGUGCAAGGGAUUUUUGGCCCAUCGGAUCCGCUUCUCGGCGCCCACAUUCAGAGCAUCUGCGAAGCACUGGACGUGCCUCACCUUGAAGCCAGAGUGGACUUUGAGCCGACCUUUAAAGAGUUCAGUAUCAAUCUCUAUCCCGCUCAGGAUCAUCUCAACCGGGCCUUUAGAGACCUCAUGACAUUUCUUAACUGGACUAAAGUCGCCAUCGUCUACGAAGAGGAUUAUGGUUUAUUUAAAUUACAAGACUUGGUAAAAUCACCUCCUUCGUCGAAAACGGAAAUAUACAUUCGCCAGGCUGGACCUGGAUCGUAUAGACAAGUCCUUAGAGAAAUUCGACACAAGGAAAUUUACAAAUUAAUUAUCGAUACAGAUCCUUUGUACAUGCAACAAUUUUUUCGAGCAAUAUUACAACUUCAAAUGAAUGACUACAGAUAUCACUAUAUGUUCACAAGCUUUGACAUUGAAACGUUCGAUCUCGAAGAUUUUAAGUACAAUAGUGUAAACAUGACUGCCUUUCGAUUAGUCGAUUUAGAACAGCCUAAAGUCAUUGAAACAUUAAAACAAAUGGAAAGAUUUCAACCAGUUGGUCAUGCAAUACUUAACAGAUCAGGAAUCAUACAGGCGGAGCCGGCGUUGGUGUACGACAGCGUGCAGGUGUUUGCCCAUGGAUUGGCAGCACUUGAUCGCAGUCACGUUCUGCGUCCCGCCAACUUGUCCUGUGAGCGGGAGGAGCCCUGGGACGACGGCCUCUCGCUCUAUAAUUACAUUAAUUCCGCGAGUUUACAAGGUCUAACCGGUCACAUUGAAUUCAACGAAGGUAAACGAACGAAUUUCAAAUUGGAUCUGCUCAAGUUAAAAAAAGAAGAGCUCGUGAAGGUUGGUGAGUGGAAGCUCGGCACUGGAGUGAACAUCUCCGAUGUCGGUGCUUUUUACGAAACAACCACCACUAACAUUACGCUCAUCGUUAUGACAAGAGAGGAAAAGCCUUACGUAAUGGUGCGAGAAGAUAAAAAUCUAACGGGAAAUGCAAGAUUCGAAGGAUUUUGCGUCGAUCUACUUAAGUGGAUCGCCGGUCAGGUCGGUUUUCAAUAUGCCAUACGUCUGGUACCCGACCAUAUGUAUGGGGUCUACGAUCCCGAAACCAAACAGUGGAAUGGUAUAGUGCGAGAACUCAUGGAGAAAAGAGCCGAUCUCGCCGUGGCGUCAAUGACGAUAAAUUACGCGCGAGAGAGCGUCAUUGAUUUCACCAAGCCCUUCAUGAACCUUGGCAUUGGAAUUUUAUUUAAGGUACCGUCCAGUCAGCCGACGCGGCUCUUCUCCUUCAUGAAUCCCCUAGCGGUGGAGAUCUGGCUUUACGUCCUCGCGGCGUACAUGCUCGUCAGCUUUACCCUCUUCGUCAUGGCACGCUUCAGCCCUUACGAGUGGAACAAUCCCCAUCCGUGCCUGGGUGAAACGGAUCUCGUCGAGAACCAGUUCACCAUCAGCAACAGCUUCUGGUUCAUCACCGGCACAUUUCUCAGGCAGGGUAGCGGACUCAACCCCAAGGUAUACUCAACGAGGUAUCGACUUUUCUCGUACUUGAAUCCCUUAGCGGUGAAAAUCUUUUUCCUGAUCGUGAUGAACUCCCUGACGAUUUGCAUCGUCGCCUGGUUCUCAUCGUACUAGUGGGCCACCUCAGCUGCAAGUGAGCCCUACAGAUAGGCUCCUAGCCCCCAACGGCCACGAGGACGUUCACGACACAGCUCCUUGGACUCAGAAACCGAGAAUUUACCAUUACCAUAAUACAUCAACGAUUUCAUCCUCGCCAACAGCUUUUCGUUGACUGUUGGCACCCUCGUGCAGCAACAGGGCACCGCUCUCAACCCUAAGGCAACGAGCACGAGAAUCGUCGGCGGCAUAUGGUGGUUCUUUACCUUGAUCAUUAUAUCCUCGUACACGGCCAACCUCGCUGCCUUCCUCACGGUCGAGAGGAUGAUCACGCCGAUCGAGAAUGCGGCCGACCUGGCCGAGCAAACUGACAUACCCUAUGGCACUCUACAAGGCGGAAGCACCAUGACCUUCUUCAGAGAUUCGAAAAUAGCGAUAUACAAAAAAAUGUGGAGGUUCAUGGAAUCGAAGCAGCCAUCCGUCUUUGUCUCCGAUUACGAGGAAGGCGUCAAGCGGGUUCUCGAGGGGAACUACGCGUUCCUAAUGGAGUCCACAAUGCUAGAUUACGCUGUUCAAAGGGACUGCAACUUGACGCAAAUAGGAGGCCUACUGGACAGCAAAGGGUAUGGCAUAGCUACGCCCAAAGGUUCUCCGUGGAGAGAUAAAAUAUCUUUGGCCAUUCUGGAACUACAGGAAAAGGGUGUUAUUCAAAUUCUUUACGACAAGUGGUGGAAGAAUACCGGUGACGUAUGUAACAGAGAUGAGAAGAGUAAAGAGAGUAAAGCUAAUGCUCUGGGUGUAGAAAACAUCGGUGGGGUUUUCGUAGUUUUACUCUGCGGCUUAGCUCUUGCAAUCCUGGUAGCAAUUUUGGAAUUUUGCUGGAACUCAAAGAAGAACGUCCAAUCCGACCGGUCCUUGUGCGUGGAGAUGGCCUCGGAAUUGCGGUUCGCAGUGCGGUGCGGCUCGCGUCAGCGGCCCACUGCCAAGUUGCGCUCCUCCGCGUCUCAGGCGGCGAUCUCCUGCAGCCGCUGCAGCUCGCACUCCUCGAUGCGACGGAGCCGCUAUUGCCAGAGCCACGAGGAGACCACCUACGUACCGAGCAUCGAUAUACCUUGGCUAAAUGGUCAGGAAGCUGGUGCGUUGGUGAUGACGGAGAUGAAGAAAUCAUUGAGCUACGAUCAAAUAGCGGCGGAGCCCAGCGGGGACACCUAGCACAGGCUUCUAUCGCAGCAUCGCCAGCAGUCAUUGCAGCAGCAACAGCAUCAGCAUCAGCAACAGC